Molecule: messenger RNA, 2040 nt
Organism: Chironomus riparius
Lineage: Eukaryota; Metazoa; Arthropoda; Insecta; Diptera; Chironomidae
Source: the annotation of a GenBank genome assembly
AUGAACAGCAGUCAUUAUGAUGAUUUACAUGCUCUGGACAUCUCUUUUAAUGAAAGAAUCACGAGAAGUGCUGAAGAUAUCAAUGAUAAAAUUGCUGAAAAUAAUAAAGCUGUUCAGGAUUUAAUUAAUAAAGUCAAUAGCAGUCAGACAUCAAUAUUGAGUGAUAUUCUGGAUAAAGUUACAUCAAGCUUAAAACUUCAAAGUGCCACAAAAAUAUUAAACCAGCAAUCUGACGACAUAGCAGCCUUAACAUACCAAUUGAGCCAACUCCAAACCACAUUCAAAAAUCUAAAGGUUAACAACAACUCAAUAAAAAUCACCAAAUGUGACUCAAUCCACAUCCAAUACCUAAAUACAAUCCUCUUAAUCAUCAUCAUAACCUUCCAAGCAUUCUACUUCUCCUGCAAAUCCAGUACACAACCAAAAUCCAAAAAGUUUAAGUCAAAAUUCGUAACAACACCGCCCUCACUUGAGCCGAUUUACUAUAGAACAGCGACACAACUUGUUGAUGACUAUCCAAAACAAAAUAGACAUCAGACAAGUUAUGAAUCAUAUGAUGACAUUCAGAGCUGUGACUUUAUCUCGACUAAUCGCAAACAGAAUAAUUCAAAUGAAGUGACUAAGACUGUUCAGGCAGAUGUGGAACAUCAUGGAUUUUCGAAUGACAUUUAUGGAACGAUUACAGCGAGCAGUGAAGAUCUUUAUUCUGAAGUCAUUUCGCCAAAGAUUGUGGAGAGUAGACAGGAUGUAAAUGAUGGAUCUGAUAUCUAUGCUGUGGAACUAAAGAAUGUAAACAAUAUUUUUAACAAAACGAUAACCAAGAUCGAAGAAAACCUUCAAACUAUUGAAGACAAAUUAAAUAAAAGCCAAGAUAAUUUAAGAAUCUUGCAGAAUUCAACAAAGUUGGAAGUAAAUGCAUCGAUAAAGCAGUUGCAGCAAGAGAUUAAUCAGUCAAAGAAUACAAUCGCUCGAAUAGAAGACAAGAUUAAAGUCCAUGAAGUGAAUUCAGCCAACUUUAACAUCUUUAUGAACAAUAUUUUGAAUCAAAUUAAUCGAAUUAAUACAAAUGCAAUCAAUCAGAAGCUAGAACUGACUCAAUUGAUCAAGAAAAGCUCUGACGAAAUCAAAGCUGGAUCAAAGAUUGAAUUCAAAAAUACUGAAGAGAUUUGUUCUCAAAAGAUUGUUGAUCAUGGAAAAAACAUAACCAAACUAAUGAAGAAUGAGUUGAACAAUACACAAAUAAGUUUUACUAACAAGCUACAAUUAAUGUUAAACAGCUUUAACGAUAAAAUCUUAGAAAUCAAAAAAGACAAUGAAGCUUUUGCAGGAAGCUAUAGCAAGACUGCUGCCAAACUUACUACCUUAACGACUCAAUCUACAGAUUUAAUUAAAAAUGUUACAAAAAUUGAAAAUCAUUUAAGUCAGAUGGAAUUAAAACUGGAACAAGCUGCAACAAAUCAAAUGCCUGAAUAUGUAAAAAUUCUAAUCAUCUUCAACAUCAUCCUGAUAGUCCUCUUAAUAGUCACAAUCUCAUUUUUAAUCUACAAUCUAAAAUUUAAGAGUAUUUCCAAUACCUACAAUAAGAUUCAAAGAAACAACUCAAGCUGCCAUCAAUUCAACACAAUAUCGACUCAAGCUGCACUUUAUGAUCAAUUUAAUGAGCCUGUUUAUGCUUCAACAAAUCUUAAUGAUGAGCCAAUUUAUGAAGAAUAUGGAAAUCAUUCAUUGCAACUUUAUGAAGCUGCUGGUGAUUCAGCAAGCAGGACGCACCCAUCCAACAUCAAUAAUGAUUUUGCAUACGAAUCUUAUCAUCAACAAGCUGACAAAUCCCACAAUGAAAUUGAAAAUGAUCAAAUUUAUGAGUCUGGCGAUGAGUCAAUUUAUGAAGUUGCAGAACAAUUGGGAACAGCAAAGGCUGAGUCAGUAGCAGCAGUUGUUGAAUCAGACGAGGAUCUUUAUUCACAAAUUCCAAUGAAAAUGAACGAUGAAGGGGAAAAGGCCGAAGAAUCUGAAAUCUAUGCUGUUGUCAGGAAAUCUUAA